Messenger RNA from Cryptococcus wingfieldii CBS 7118, 1704 nucleotides. RefSeq names its product cytochrome P450 monooxygenase pc-2. The record is from RefSeq and is a predicted model, not a curated record. The coding region runs from base 1 to 1704 and encodes 567 amino acids. Lineage: Eukaryota; Fungi; Basidiomycota; Tremellomycetes; Tremellales; Cryptococcaceae. The transcript is spliced from 10 exons. Gene Ontology annotation, molecular function: monooxygenase activity; heme binding; oxidoreductase activity, acting on paired donors, with incorporation or reduction of molecular oxygen.
AUGAAGGGUGCACGGUUUCUGCUCCCAGCACUGGCGAAGACCCUCUUCCUACCGCCCCUUAUCGUCUUUCUUCUCUUUCGAGCCCUGCCUUUCGUUCCCCUCGCCCUCGAAGUCGUCGCCUAUAUCUCGUCGUUUCCUGUACUCUUCAUCCUGCGAUCACAGCUGUCAGCCGAGCUAUCCGCUCGAUCAGCUCGACAAUUGAAAGCUGUAGACAUCCCUCGUGUCCAGGGGAGAUGGCCGCUCAAUCUAGACGUAUUAUGGGACUGGGCAAAGAGCGGUAGCGAAGAGGAAGUGGGGCGGAUGAUGGUACUUAUGGAGAGACGUUACGGCGGAACUUACAAUACCCGAGUGCUUGGUGAGGAUCAGAUCAUGACGACCGACCCUCGAGUCUUCAGACAUGUCCUGAUUGGCGACUUUGACAAUUUCGUGAAAGGACAGAAAUUUAAGGACAGGGCUCAAGAGUUUCUGGGUGACGGUAUAUUCAAUUCCGACGGUCAAAUGUGGAGACAUCAUAGAUCUCUCCUUCGUCCAUUUUUCCAUCCAACUUCCAUUCGUCCCUCCCGGUUCUCAGGCAUUAUCGAUGACUAUAUCUCCAGUAUACAACCCGGCAAACCCUUCGAUAUGCAGGCCGAGCUAGGCCAGCUUUCGCUCCGGAUGUCUAUCAUGUGGCUUUGUGGGACAGAUCUUACUCCAGAGCUUGGGGAGGAUCACAUUGCAGAAUGGAAGGACGCUCAAACAAACAUUGGACAGGCCAUGUCCGAUGCCCAAAGGGUUGUUGGUAAACGAGUAAAGAUUGGGACUCUCUGGCCUCUCUUUGAACUCGCAGGUGACCCUCUCAAGAAGCCUUUAAAAAUCAUACGGACAUUCUUUGGUCCCAUCAUAUCGCAAGCCCUUGAGCGAAAGGAGAAACUCUCAAACGCGAAGGAUGACAGCUCUUAUUUGCUGAUCGAUCGCCUUGUACAUGCUAUCGAUAAUAGAAAGGAUAUUGAGGAUCAACUGAUCAAUAUACUAUUGGCAUCCAGAGAUACGCUCGCUUCUCUCUUGACCUUUUGCGUGUACGCCUUGGCUAUUCACCCAGAGAUUGCGCUUAAAGUCCGCGACGAGGUGGUAUCCGUCUGCGGAUUGCAAGGUGAAAUUACCAAGGACCAAACUCGUGAGAUGAGAUAUAAUCGAGCUUUCAUAAACGAGGCUCUCCGUCUCUUUCCCCCAGUGCCUCUAAACAUACGGCGCACUCUCCGUCCUUCAAUCCUUCCAACCCCCAUUCCAUCAUAUAUGCCUGCCAACACCUCCAUCAUCCUCGCUACUAUCCUCAUGCAGCGCGACCCGAAAGUCUGGGGAGAGGAUGCGCAGGUGUUUGAGCCGGAUAGGUGGAUAAAUGGCUCAGAGCUGCAGAGGGAAGGAUUCACGAGCUGGAAUAUCGGGCCGAGAAUGUGUCUCGGCCAGCCCUUUGCUCUGACAGCAGCUCAUUCGUUCAUCGCUCACUUCUCUCGCCACCUUUCUACUGCGAACGCCACUCUUCGCCUUUCGCCAGAGGCCCAACCGCCGGGGUCGACAAUCCCUGACAGCUGGAAGAGCGAAGAUGGGGGUGAUGGGCGGCUGAGAGGUGGAAGAGACAAGGUGUGGAUUGUCGCUGAUGUUGUUCUGGCGGUGAAGGGAGGUCUGUGGGUAGUCGCAGAGCCUGAUGAAAAGGCUCGAGAGGAUUAA